GGCCUUUUUUUGUGUGGGGGAGGGGGUGCGUCAAGAUGGCAACCUCCCUAUUGCGCACGCUUCUGAGGUGUCUUCCUACCCUUUCGCCCUUCAGAGGUGCCUACGGAGUUCAGGUUCCACUCCAGGCACUUUUCUCCCAAAUCACCUCUGACAAAGAUUCUUUGCCCCCAGCUCCUAUUUCCCCUUAUAAAGAUGAACCCUGGAAAUACCUGGACUCAGAAGAAUACCAAAAUCGCUAUGGUUCUCGCCCUGUUUGGGCUGACUACCGUCGCAAUCACAAAGGUGGUGUACCCCCACAGCGGACUCGAAAGAUGUGUAUCCGUAAAAAUAAAGUUGCUGGGAAUCCCUGCCCCAUUUGCCGGGAUCACAAGUUGCAUGUCGACUUUCGGAAUGUGAAGCUCUUGGAACAGUUUGUCUGUGCCCACACAGGUAUCAUCUUCCAUGCUCCAUAUACAGGGGUCUGUAUGAAGCAGCACAAGAACUUGACCCAGGCCAUCCAGAAAGCCAGGGAUCAUGGUCUCCUGAGGUACCACAUUCCCCAGGUUGAACCUCGGGACCUUGACUUUAGUACCUCUCAUGGAGCUGUGAGUCAUACUCCACCAGCCCCUACCAUGGUUUCAGGGGACCCCUGGUAUCCAUGGUACAGCUGGAAACAGCCACCAGAAAGAGAGCUGUCCCGCCUCCGCCGGCUCUAUCAGGGCCAUCUCCGAGAAGAGAGCGGCCCCCCACCUGAGACAAUGCCCAAGGUCCCCCCUGCAGUCCCAGCUGAAGCCUCCGCAGAGCAGCCGGGUCCCCAGAGUGCUCUGUAGGAAGGGAGGCUGAGGGAUUAGGAAUUACUAGUGCCUGGGAAUUACUUCAAGGGAACAGACUGUGUAGUCAGGUCACCCUGAAGAGGCAUGUCUAUUCUGUGGCUGGCGGCAGGCCCAUUGCCAGAGGUAGGAAAUGAUUGUUGUUGAAGAGGAUAAAUAGAAUCAGAGAGAAAAGGAUGGCAGUAGAUAUCUGCAUGGGAAACCGGAACCCGUCUGUGGUAAAUGAGUAACAUUCUGUUAGUUUCGGACUUCUGCCACAAUAAAGCUCUUUCUUCACUGUC
Messenger RNA from Choloepus didactylus (southern two-toed sloth), 1090 nucleotides. It is a transcript of the gene MRPS18B, whose product is annotated as mitochondrial ribosomal protein S18B. Gene Ontology annotation, cellular component: ribosome; mitochondrion. Lineage: Eukaryota; Metazoa; Chordata; Mammalia; Pilosa; Megalonychidae. The record is from RefSeq and is a predicted model, not a curated record. Gene Ontology annotation, biological process: mitochondrial translation. The transcript has 7 exons. The coding region runs from base 36 to 809 and encodes 257 amino acids. Gene Ontology annotation, molecular function: structural constituent of ribosome.